Messenger RNA from Epithele typhae, 1227 nucleotides. RefSeq lists its product as uncharacterized. The transcript has 3 exons. The record is from RefSeq and is a predicted model, not a curated record. NCBI's taxonomy places the organism in Eukaryota, Fungi, Basidiomycota, Agaricomycetes, Polyporales, Epitheliaceae. The coding region runs from base 1 to 1227 and encodes 408 amino acids.
AUGUCUGCGAAAAAACUCAGGUCCAAACUCGACAUCAAGUUCAUGCUUCCUCUUGGGCGGGGGAACGCAGCUUCACGCACCCCUCCGCCUGGCAUCUCCGCAGACUUCAGCGAGAAGAUGUUCCGCCAAAAGCCCCAGGAACCGCUGCCUCCUCCUCCUCCUCCUCCUCCCAAGGACAUAUCCACGCGCCAUUACUCCCUCUACAACCCUACCGGCAGCAACUGGGAUGACGUCCGGUACGCAGUCAUGGCGUCCCCGAUCUCCGAAGACUCGCCCUCCCCAGGCCUCGACGACAGCACCAACGUCUUCAUGCGCCGCCAAGCCACCGCGCCCCCUUCCUCUCUCCCUCCCACUCCCACCCCAGCCAAGGCGGCCCACACCCGCUCUGCGACGUCCCGCAUCCCCGUGGCAUCCACCCGGGUCGGCACGUACUCCCGGCGCACGGUCUCUAGCCCGGAAGAGAACGAUCUCCGCCGGCGCGAGGCCCAACGGCGCAAGGAGCUCGAGGAGAAGGAGGCCAUGCGAGAGGAGGCCGAGCGCCAGGCCCGGCUGAAGCGCGAGAAGGAGCAGAUGCUGCAGCAGGCGGCGCGCGAGGACGAGGCGCGCAAGGUUGCGCUCGAGCAGGAGCUGCGCAGGGCGGCGGAGGAGCGGCGGAAGCGUGAAGCGAUCGAGAAGGAGGCGGAGGCUCUGACGGCGAUGGUUGCGGCAGAGAGGAAGCGGCAGGAGCGGGAGAAGCGGAAGCAGGAGACACAGAAGCUGCAGCGCAUGCGCCAGGACCUGGAGGAGCAGCGGCUCGCGGAGCAGCGGGAGCGGAUGGGCUGGCGCGAACGGAUCGCGAAGGAGCGGAGCGCCUUGGCUUCUCGUCUGGAGAAGCAGAAGACCAAGAACAGUCGCGGUCUUACUGUUCUCUUGACUGGCUGGUUCACCGUUCAAAGCGAAGACCUGCUCUCCUACAAACGGCGAUAUUUCCAACUGCGCGAAGACGCUCUGAUCCUGUACAAAGACGCGGAGGACGAUUCAAAGGCGUUGGAGACGAUUCAACUGUCUCGCAUACGUCGUAUCCGAGAAGCGCAAGACGGGUUUGAGGAUUUGCAGGCGAUUCCCUACUCGUUCGCGCUCGAAAUUCAAGGCCACCAUGACGCGUGGAGCAUGUUCACAGAUUCGAACGAGGACAAGGAGAAUGUGCUCGCGCUUCUGAGUAGCCGCCUUGCCUCGCGCUCGCGAUGA